Molecule: messenger RNA, 1794 nt
Organism: Bombyx mandarina (wild silkworm)
Lineage: Eukaryota; Metazoa; Arthropoda; Insecta; Lepidoptera; Bombycidae
Gene: step
Product: cytohesin steppke
Biological process (GO): regulation of ARF protein signal transduction
Molecular function (GO): guanyl-nucleotide exchange factor activity
Source: RefSeq, a predicted model, not a curated record
ACACGGACCGCGCUCUGCGUGUGACGCAUCGUCCGCUGUCGGUUUCAUUUUAUCAGUUCCUCUUACUAGUGCUGUGACAAUAAUAAAACCGGUUAUCUAAUAACACGGUUGUGUUCUUUUCUGCAAAUUCCAUUCAUAUUUCGUGGAUAGUGCGUUGUUUACUCGUAAGUCGUGGGCGUCAGCUUGACUAACUGGUGUUUCCGUUCAGUGCGAUCGAGACUUGGUCUUUUGUGUGUGAUGUGCGCAGUGCGUUUGCACUAGUUAGUAAUGUUCAUCAAAGCCGGGUCUGGAGCGGCUGAGCCGGAACGCCGUGGAUCCGUGUCCAACUGGUUUUCAUCGUUAAGACGAGGUGCAGGUCGGCGUAAACGCGAAGAAGCCACCGUACCGUCCGGAUACGGUUCGUUGGGUAGGCGGAAGGAUGGCACGCAGCCGCGUGGCAAGACCAGAUCGGCUUGGGAUCUCACCACGGUCUCGAGAAUGCAACUUAAAGAUGAACUCGGCGAAGUGGUGGCCGAGCUGGAAGCCCUUGAUGGGCAGGAGGAGUGUAAGCAGAAUAGUAAAGCCAAACAGAUGAGCAUAGGAAGGAAGAAAUUUAAUAUGGAUCCAAAGAAAGGUAUCGAAUACCUUUAUGAAAAUGGUCUACUGCAGAGGACGCCGGAGGACGUGGCGCAGUUCCUUCACAAAGGCGAGGGACUGAGCAAAACCGCGAUAGGCGACUACCUCGGUGAACGAUCGGAAUUCAAUGAGGCGGUACUAAAAGCCUUUGUCGAUCUCCAUGACUUCACCGACUUAAUACUCGUGCAGGCUCUCAGACAAUUCCUAUGGAGUUUUCGAUUGCCCGGCGAGGCUCAGAAGAUAGAUCGGAUGAUGGAAUGCUUUGCCCAGAGAUACUGCCAGUUGAACCCCGAUAUCUUCACGAACGCGGACACGUGCUACGUUCUUAGUUUCGCCAUAAUAAUGCUGAACACGUCGCUGCACAAUCCGAGUGUCAAAGACAAACCGACACCAGAACAAUUCGUCGCGAUGAACCGGGGCAUCAAUAACGGGGGUGAUCUGCCGCAGGAGUUGCUCUUGUCAUUGUACGAGUCUAUAAAGACAGAGCCCUUUAAGAUACCCGAGGACGACGGAAACGAUCUCAUGCACACAUUCUUCAAUCCCGACAAAGAAGGCUGGCUGUGGAAGCAAGGCGGCAGAUACAAAUCGUGGAAGAGACGGUGGUUUAUACUGAACGACAACUGCCUGUAUUACUUCGAGUACACGACCGACAAGGAGCCGAGGGGGAUUAUUCCAUUAGAAAAUAUAUCUGUUCGUCCAGCCAGCGAUAGACAGCGACCACAUUGUCUAGAGCUAUACGCGAGCGGAGGGGCUGAUCUCAUUAAGGCGUGCAAGACCGACUCCGAGGGAAAAGUCGUCGAAGGAAAACAUACUGUCUACAGAAUGUCAGCGGCAACAGUAGAAGAACGUGAUGAAUGGAUAGAAUGCUUGCGUCGUUCAAUAAGUCACAAUCCAUUUUACGACAUGUUGGCGCAGAGGAAGAAGAAGGCGCAACACAGCGGACACUCCGGCUCACACUAAAUUAUCCGAAACACUAUUUGAUUAAAAUAAUAAUAGAAAUACCUUGUCGAUGAUGUGGAACUAUGAAAUGUCUGAAGCAAAAUAGUCCUACGCUUCGGAUUGAAGGAUUAGUCAGCUGAUUGAUUGAUUUGUUACUGGUGGUAGGACCUCUUGUGAGUCCGCACCGGUAGAUACCACCACCCUGCUUAUUUCUGCCUUGAAGCAGUAAUGCGUUUCGGU